Messenger RNA from Chara braunii, 1240 nucleotides. Lineage: Eukaryota; Viridiplantae; Streptophyta; Charophyceae; Charales; Characeae. The record is from the annotation of a GenBank genome assembly.
CCCGGGACUUCCCGUGCCCCCUUGCGGCUUCUUCGGCCCUCGAGUGGAUAAGGGAGGUGAUAAGCGAGGAGGGUUGAGGUGGUCGGCUAUGGUGGAUGGGUGUAGGUGAUGGAGGCGGAAAAAGGGUUGGGGGUGGUCGGCUAUGGUGGACGGGUGUGGGUGAUGGAAGGAGGAGAAGGGUUGGAGGUGGUCGCCUAUGGUGGAUGGGUGUCGGUGAUGGAUGAGGAACAAGGGUUGGAGGUGGUCGGCUAUGGCGGACGGGUGUGGGUGAUGGAGGAGGAAGACGAGUUGGAGGUGGUCGGCUAUGGUGCACGAGCGUGGGUGUGGGUGAUGGAGGAGGAAGAAGGGUUGGAGUUGGUCAGCUAUGGCGGACGGGUGUGGGUGAUGGAGGAGGAAGAAGGGUUCAAGGUGGUCGGCUAUGGUGGACGGGUGUGGGUGAUGGAGGAGGAAGAAAAGUUGGAGGUGGUCGGCUAUGGUGGACGGGCGUGGGUGAAGGAGGAGGAAGAAGGGUUGGAGGUGGUUGGCUAUGGUGGACGGGUGAUGGAGGAAGAAGAAGAGUUGGAGGUGGUCGGCUAUGGUGGACGGGCGUGGGUGACGGAGGAGGAGGAACAGUUGGGGUGGUCCGGCUAUGGUGGACGGGUGUGGGUGAUGGAGGAAGGACAAGGGUUGGGGAGGUCCGACUAUGGAGGAUGGACGUGGGUGAUGAACGAGGAAGGAGGGUUGAAGGUGGUCGGCUAUGGUGGACGGGUGUGGGUGAUGGAGGAAGGAGAAGGGUUGGAGGAAGGAGAAGGGUUGGGGAGGUCCGACUAUGGAGGAUGGACGUGGGUGAUGGAGGAGGAAGGAGGGUUGAAGGUGGUCGGCUGUGGUGGACUGGUGUGGGUGAUGGAGGAAGAAGAAGGGUUGGAGGUGGUUGGCUAUGGAGGACGGGUGUAGGUGAUGGAGGAAGAAGAAGGGUUGAAGGUGGUCGGCUAUGGUGGACGGGUGUAGGUGAUGGAGGAAGAAGAAGGGUUGGAGGUGGUGAGCUAUGGUGGACGGGUGUGGGUGAUGGAGGAACAAGGAGGGUUGGGGAUGGUUGGCUAUGGUGGACGGGUGUGAGUGAUGGAGGAGGGAGAAUGGUCGGGGUGGUCCGGCUAUGGGGAAUGGACGUGAAAGAAGGUCCGUUGGACGUAUCUUAACUCCUAGCCCCGUACCUCCGUUUUCUACUUCGGGUGUCCGGCUGCCCCAUAACACUUUUGGAAGU